Molecule: messenger RNA, 1107 nt
Organism: Carica papaya (papaya)
Lineage: Eukaryota; Viridiplantae; Streptophyta; Magnoliopsida; Brassicales; Caricaceae
Source: RefSeq, a predicted model, not a curated record
AAUUUCUUUACUUGAUUCUGAUUCCUCUUCGUUGCGAGAGGAAAACGCUGGAACCUACUCUCUCUAGAAAUCCUCAGUUUUCCCUGCCUCUCUCUCCCCAAACAUCUGCCUGGGCUGAUCUGCGGAAACCCUAGGACUUACCACCCAAAAAUCCGUAUACGACGACUUUUGCAUCACCAUCUUCCAUGUCGAUCCCCUCUUCGUCGGGUGCCCCGCCUGUUGCUUCAUCUUCUUCCUCUUCGCAAUUCACCUACGCUAGCAAUUCAUAUUUCCCGGUACCGUUUCAGCAACAGCAGUCCUACGUAGCUUCUGCUGCCCCAAUGCCGAUUGCCGCGGCUCCUGCUGUUGCCCCCGUUUAUCCCGCACCCGUUGCUCCGGUUGCCGGUGUCUACGUUCUCCCCCAGUAUCAACAGGCCCAGCAGUUAUUUCAAAGGGAUGCACAGAUUAUAACACCUGAAGCACUUGAGAGUGUAAAGGCUGCUCUUGCAAGUAGUGAAAUUGAGCACAAGGCAGAAACUAAAAAGAAAGCAAUUCCCCGUAAAGCUGCUGGGCAGACUUGGGAGGAUCCAACCCUUGCGGAUUGGCCAGAAAAUGAUUAUCGCCUUUUUUGUGGUGAUCUUGGUAAUGAGGUGAAUGAUGAUGUUCUUUCAAAAGCAUUUUCGCGAUUUAGUUCUUUUAAUAUGGCCAAGGUAAGUGAUCUUUUCCCUCAGUUUUUUUCCCAGCUCUGUUCUUGAUGACAACUGUUUGCUUGGUGCAUGAAACAUUUUGGAUUUUCUCCUCAGAAUCUUGUUUGAAGCGCACAGAACAGUUAUUGUUUCCUAUGUCGUUAAGGUAGGUCUUGUCUUUAAUUUACUCGGCCCGACGACCAUGGCUCUCUAGUUGGAGUUCUUAAUAUUGUUUUGUGUUCAUUGUUCAUGUGUAGAAUGGUUUUGAUUGAUGCGUAUUUCGUUUAAUAUUACAACCUUAUAUAUAUAGGUUUUCCAAGACAGGAAAAGAAAAUAAAUAAUUAAUUACAAAAUGAUAUAAUUUUACUCUUUAAUUUGAUUUGCUUACUUUUUAAUACCCUGAUUUAUUUACUCUUUUAACACCCUGAUUUUCUUCUCCUUU